UUUUCUUCCUCCAUUAAUGCCAAUGCACAGACAGAACUAGUAAUAGUAUUCAUUCAUAAUUUCUCUCACCAAAGACUAAAGCAAAAAAGGGACACAAUAUAAUAAAACAAAAAAAAAGCUACUCUACCUACACCUUGUUGCUUAUACAACUUGUGGCGCCAUUUGCAGAGGUUUUUGCUUCUCGUUCAAACCUCUCAGUCUCAGCAAGUGACAACCGUUUUUCUGCUAAACCUUGAAACAUCAAACACACUCACAUUCCACAGAACAACGCACCCUCUUUUUCUUUUUCCUUCAUUUUCUUUCUCUUUUCCGCUUCAAUGGAACCACUUAAGGAGGGUGUGUUUUCCGGUUCAACCGGGAACACAAACUCCGAUACACCGGUAACUACCCAGUUUCCACCCCAGGUGAUGAACUUGAACUUUGGAAACCUUGGAGGAGGACCGCAACCACCACCACUACCACCACAACCGCAACCACAGCCACCACGGGAACAACCACAAGCGCCACCAGGCACAGCUACAAUGUCACCGGCAACAACAGGAACAGGUGGUGCUUCGGGGCAAGGGAGUUUGGAGUUGUUUGGGAAGAAGAAGAGAGGGAGACCAAGAAAGUAUGACUCUGAAGGGAACCUCAGGGUGCCAAACCAACCACCACCGGGAUUCUCUCUAACUCCGGGUUCGGGUUCAGAGUUUUCAUCAAAACGGGGUCGUUGCAGUAGUGCAAAAUCACAUGCUUCUGGAAGCUGGAACCUUCUUUCUUCUUUGGGCUUGCUUGGAAGCACAACUGGUACUGAUUUUACACCUCAUGUUGUGACAGUUCAUGCUGGAGAGGACGUUGCUGGAAAGAUUUUCUCGAUUGCACAGAAGGGUCCUAUGGGAAUAUGCAUUCUUUCUGCAAAUGGAGCUAUAUCUAAAGCUACCUUGCGCCAACCUGGUUCUUCUGGUGGCCUAUUAACAUACGAGGGUCGAUUUGAGCUUUUAUCCUUGUCUGGAUCAUUCACAGUCCCGGAUAGUAGUGCUGCAAUUCCUUCUAGUGGAUUGAGUGUCUCACUGGCUGGCCCUGAUGGUCGCGUGAUAGGAGGGGGUGUUGCUGGUUUAUUGACAGCUGCUACCCCAAUCCAGAUUGUAGUGGGAAGCUUCAUGCCAAAUGGUCAAAAGCCCCAAAAAAGGAAAUAUACCCGUCAACCGGUAGCCUCUCAUGCUGCUUCAGGACCUAUGGCAACAGUAUCAGCUGCAGGACCUAUCUCACGAUCAAAUCCUGGUGGUGAAAAUCCUCUGGGAUCUUUAUCUCAGUUGCCAGACCAAGGUCAGAGAGAAUCAGUCAGCGCAUCGAACGAUAAACUGAAUUUAGAUGAUACGCUUAAUGGUGAUAAUUGGAAUGAUACUGAAGAUUUUUCGGAUCAUAGGCCGUCCCCAGACAUCAACAUAUCUUUGCCUGAUGAAUAGAAAGGUGAUCCAGAGGCUCACAUAACUGAAUGCUAACACCCAAAAACUUUGUCAUGACAACUAGGUUAUUUGACACGAUGUACAGUUGUCAGAAAUUAGAAAUGAUUAUUGAAGCCUCACUAUUUUUGAUCAUGAGUUUUUAUCACACACUCGGAAGUUGGCUAGUUUUUGUUCUUUUAAAUUGUCUUGUGGCUUGAGGAUUCGGUUGGAUAGGAUGAUGGUAGAGAUUUUAAGCUACGCUGAGGAGUUUGUUAUGGUUGGUUGGUUGUUGUUUUCCGAGAACUGGCAUUUUUCUCUUUAUGACCUCAUCCAGACUUCUCUUGCUUAGAAUUGUUACUUAUAGCA
This is a messenger RNA of Arachis ipaensis, 1790 nucleotides long. Its product is annotated as AT-hook motif nuclear-localized protein 7-like. Lineage: Eukaryota; Viridiplantae; Streptophyta; Magnoliopsida; Fabales; Fabaceae. The record is from RefSeq and is a predicted model, not a curated record. Gene Ontology annotation, molecular function: minor groove of adenine-thymine-rich DNA binding.